Messenger RNA from Eremothecium gossypii ATCC 10895, 684 nucleotides. RefSeq names its product Dig1p (gene DIG1). The record is from RefSeq and is marked provisional. Bases 1 to 684 code for a protein of 227 amino acids. NCBI's taxonomy places the organism in Eukaryota, Fungi, Ascomycota, Saccharomycetes, Saccharomycetales, Saccharomycetaceae. The transcript has a single exon.
AUGACGAGCUCUCCGACGAGCGCGGAGGCGGCGGCCUCGGAGUCGAAGCUGCAGCGGCUGGGGAUCGAGUGCAUCUCGCCCGGGCUGUCGAGCGAGAACAUGGACAACAAGAUGCUGAGCACGAUCCGGCGGUCGAAGACGAUCGCGCGCGAGCAGCGGCAGCACAUCGAGAAGCUGGGCGAGGCGCAGCACACGCUGGCGCGGCCGCGCGGCAAGAGCCUGCGGCGCACCCGCGUGCCAUCGCCGCUGAACAUCGGCGCGGGCGGCGGCGGGCCGGCGGGCGUGGCGUCGGCGCCGGCGAACAUCACGCACUUCCGGCAGGCGGCGCGGCCGCGCGUGCAGUACGUGGGGCGGCGGCGGCGGCCGGGCGCGUCGCCGCUGGUGCCGUGCUACGACCCGUACGUGGCGUACGCGCAGCCGCCAUACAUGGUGGUGCCGGUGCCGCCGGUGUACCCCCGGAUGGCGCUGCGCCCAGCGCGCGACGAGCGCGCGGACGACGACGACGACGACGACGCGGACGACGACGCGGCGCACGCGCCGGGCGAGCGCGUGCGCGGCGAGAUCACCCUGCUGGACGACACGUUUGCGUUCGAGUUCGCGCCGACGCGGGACCAGAUAGACAAGAAGAUGUUCAUGAGCAUUUGUGAUAAAGUAUGGGACGAGGCCAAGAAGAUCAAGAGCUAG